AUGGCUCCGUAUGAAGUUUUGUAUAGUAGGAAGUGCUGUUCUUCGAUUUCUUGGGCUGAGGUAGGUGAAAGAACAUUGUUAGGACCAGAACUUGUGCAAGAAACAACUGAAAAAGUGAAAUUGAUACAACAAUGUCUGAGAACUGCACAAAGUCUCCAAAAGAGUUAUGUAAAUGUUCGAAUGCUAGAUAGAGAGUAUGAAGUCGGGGAUCAUGUGUUCAUAAAAGUGACUCCAAUAAAAAGGCAAGCUCGAUUUGGUGUUAGGGGCAAGUUAGCACCGAGAUAUGUUAGGCCUUAUGAAAUCCUUGAGAAAAUUAACCCAGUGACGUAUCGGGUAGCCUUGCCUCCAGUCAUGGAAAAUAUGCAUAAUGCCUUUCAUGUUUCAAUGCUUUGGGACUAUUUGAGGGAUCCAUUCCAUGUUAUUGAGCUGACACAUGUACUCUUGAAGGAUGAUUAUACAUAUGAAGAAUGGCCAAUUCAAAUCGUUAACCGAAGAAUCAAGAGAUUGAGGAACAAGGAAAUUCCGUUAGUGAAAGUGGAAUGGCAGAAUCAUGGGAGAACUUAUGCUACAUGGAAAACAGAAGAAGAUAUGAUGAAGAGAUAUCCGGAUUUGUUUCCGUUAGACCCAACAUUCUUCCAAAAUGAAGGUAAUUCAAGUUUAGAGGACCAAACUGUUUAA
This is a messenger RNA of Camellia sinensis, 678 nucleotides long. Lineage: Eukaryota; Viridiplantae; Streptophyta; Magnoliopsida; Ericales; Theaceae. The record is from RefSeq and is a predicted model, not a curated record.